Messenger RNA from Cantharellus anzutake, 1842 nucleotides. RefSeq names its product UV radiation resistance protein and autophagy-related subunit 14-domain-containing protein. Gene Ontology annotation, biological process: SNARE complex assembly. Bases 87 to 1766 code for a protein of 559 amino acids. Gene Ontology annotation, cellular component: lytic vacuole; endosome. The transcript is spliced from 3 exons. Lineage: Eukaryota; Fungi; Basidiomycota; Agaricomycetes; Cantharellales; Hydnaceae. The record is from RefSeq and is a predicted model, not a curated record. Gene Ontology annotation, molecular function: SNARE binding.
CGUGUACCACCUUAGCGCCGCGAGCUUGUCUCCUUCGACUCGGCCACUUGCACCUUUCAGCUACUCUCGGUUUAUUGACAUGUGGAAUGUCAGCUAUUUGUGCUAGUUGUCAGGCACACCAACGGAAGUUCUACUGCGUUGAUUGCUUACGCAGCCAUAUCCAUCGGAUUCGCAAUGCCACCCAACUCGCAGAAAAUGAGCGCGAUGUGCAGAUAGAUAAGGCUAAGCAGUCGCUCUCAUUAAUUGACCAACGGAGGAUUAUGUGUGCCAAAGUUUCCCGGCUGGAGGAUGCCACUUCUGAGGCCAAACGAUGGACUCAAGAGCUAAGGGGCGACAUAGAUGACGUCCGGAGUCGUGUCAUUCGCAAGCGCGACCAGCUGAGGAGACGACGCAUUAAUCUGGAGGCUGCUCGUGAAAUUUCCGAGAAGACCUUAGGGAAACCCCCGUACCUUGCCGGAAAAGCGGAUAGAAUCCAGAACCUUAAGAAGUCUCUCUCUCAUGCGCACGCGGCCCUUGCACGCUCCCGGCGCGUGUUAAUUCGUGAACUGAUCCAAGUCUUUGACAUUGGGGAAUAUCAGCCUCCGCAAAUUAGCAGCAAGCCUGCAUCAAUGAACACUCAAGCUGCUGCACAAUUUGGCGUUGCUUCAGUCCUGGGAAGUUUUGGUCGUCGCACUCGUCUUUCCCUUCAAUCGUCUCCGCUGUCACAAUCGUUCCAUCCGUCGUCCAAACCAUCCGUGCUUACUGCGCUCGCAGCACCAUCAUCUUCUCCGGCUACCACUAGGUCCUCCACACCCUAUGCCAUUGCCAGUCUCCCUUUUCCCAGUGACCUUGUUGAGUCCCAACGUUUACCAGCCGAGCACAUUCAAGCUACUAUUCAACAUCUCCUCCAUUUCAUCCAAUUACUAGCAUUCUACCUUGGCGUCAAGUUGCCAUUCUACAUUAUAUGGGAUGGGGGCAUAGAGGGUGUAGGACGACCCUGGAUCCAGGCGACCAAGGGCGAUGACGAUGGUGGUUGGGCAAAGUUCACUGGGCCACAUCCUUUGUUCUCUGCCGUGCCGAGUUCUCCUUCCCAAUCCCCGACGUCUUCUGCCAUUCAGACAGACCAUUUUCCAGUGCCUCCAAUUGUAUUAGCUCAACACUCUUCAACGUUAACCUCUUCAAAAUUGCCACCCUCGUUCACUACGGGCUUAGCAAUGCUUCACUAUAAUAUUGCCUACUUGCUGUUUACCCAAAGACUACCAAGCAGUCUGACAUUUGGUUUACCGCCUGCCAUUGGCCUUACAUCCCACAAAUCUCUGCCAAAUAGGGGUGAUGCAAAUGCUAAUACCGUAACUGAUAUACAGGCCGCUGUCCAACCAUCGCCAACUCCACCAGAUGCACUUCGGAACCUUGUGUCAAUGUGCUUCUCUCCUCUGGAGUCCGUUGGGUUAUAUUCUCAUUCUGCUCUUCGUCCACCGUACCGGCUUGGACCACCAACAACACCCCACACCGUCAAAGCUAAGUCGACACACUACCCAGCUGGCACUAAUCCCCAACCUGUUUCAAGUGAUGUCCAGCACGCAGGGACUGUGGGAAGCAAGGGCGAACGGGAACCAUUCAGGGUAGACUUUGGUGAUGUGCUAAGGUUAAUGCAUGGCUUCGUGGGGACAAGCGACGGCCUUUCAGCUGCUUCAAGAAACAAAAAGAGAGGGAAGUUUGCAGAGGAGAAUGGGUGGGAUCUUGUUGACAUCGAAGAGGGGGAGGAGGGUCGAGACAAGCAAACGUAGAUAUAUGCACACUUGCAUUUGUAUCAUUAUUCGGACAUCUACAUACUUAGCAUAAUAGAGAACUCUCAGUUUAGCG